CCACCGUUUAGUUAAGUAUGGUCCCAUUGAGAUCUGCUAUUGCAUCUUUCCGUCUUUAUAUAUAUUCCACAUCCGCCUGUAAAUAAAUUGUUUUGAUAUAUCUUGCGAAUUUGUCAUUAUUCCUCCAGACUACUUAACCCGACGUAGCUGAUAAGCUCUUAUCAAGAUGGCUGCCGCUGCCGAAACCGUUCUCAAUGACUUCCCUUCUCUCUUCUCCUUGAAGGGCAAGGUCGUCGUCGUUACUGGCGGAUCUCGUGGCCUGGGACUCCACGCUGCAUCAGGAUUCCUCCAAGCCGGCGCCGCCAAGGUGUACAUCACCUCGCGCAAGGCCAAGGCAUGCGACGAGGCCGUCGCAGCCCUCAACAAGCUCCCAAACCUACAGCCGGGUGCCCAUGCCAUUUCGGUCCCAGCCGACUCGGCCAAGUUCUCCGGAGUUGAGCACCUCGUCCGCGAGGUCAGCAAGACCACCGACCAUGUCGAUAUCCUCUUCGCUAACGCUGGAGCCACAUGGGGCGAGAAGUUCGACACCCACCCCGAUGAGGCGUUCGCCAAGGUCAUGGACCUGAACGUCAAGAGUGUGUUCAACACUGUUAGACUGUUCGCGCCGCUGCUUCAGAAGAACGCGUCUGUCCAGGACACGUCGAGGGUCAUAAUCACCGCAUCCGUUGCGGGCAUUGGAGUUGGAAGCCUCGGUGAAAAUGCCACCUUCGGAUACUCGGCCUCCAAGGCUGCGGCUAUCCAUCUUGCCAAGAACCUCGCUGUCGAGCUUGGCCCAAGAGGAAUCUUGGUUAACGCUAUUGCGCCGGGCUUCUUCCCGUCCAAGAUGGCGAAUGGUCUGUUGGACCUUGCUGGCGGAGCUGAGAAGGUUGCCAGGAGAAACCCAAACAGGAGGUUGGGCUCACCGGAGGAUCUGGCUGGAGCUGUUGUAUUCUUGUCUAGUAGGGCUGCUAGCCACAUCAACGGUGCUACACUGGUGAUUGAUGGCGGAGAAGUUAUAUCGAGGGGGGCCAUGGGCGAGCUGGAAGAUGAGAAGGCCAAGUUGUAGAGAUAUUAGGGUUAUUUAUAGCACACAAUAUAUGUAACAAGUACAAUAAAACCUCUAUAUUAC
Pseudogymnoascus verrucosus is the source of this 1108-nucleotide messenger RNA. RefSeq lists its product as uncharacterized. The coding region runs from base 167 to 1045 and encodes 292 amino acids. The transcript is spliced from 2 exons. The record is from RefSeq and is a predicted model, not a curated record. Lineage: Eukaryota; Fungi; Ascomycota; Leotiomycetes; Thelebolales; Thelebolaceae. Gene Ontology annotation, molecular function: oxidoreductase activity.